Messenger RNA from Aspergillus ruber CBS 135680, 1011 nucleotides. RefSeq names its product aldo/keto reductase. The coding region runs from base 1 to 1011 and encodes 336 amino acids. The record is from RefSeq and is a predicted model, not a curated record. The transcript is spliced from 7 exons. Gene Ontology annotation, molecular function: aldose reductase (NADPH) activity. NCBI's taxonomy places the organism in Eukaryota, Fungi, Ascomycota, Eurotiomycetes, Eurotiales, Aspergillaceae. Gene Ontology annotation, cellular component: cytosol.
AUGUCUACCUUUAAGCUCAACUCCGGAUACGACAUUCCCGCUGUCGGCCUCGGAACCUGGCUAUCCAAACCACAUGAAGUCGAAAACGCUGUCGAGCAUGCCCUCAAAGCCGGAUAUCGUCAUAUCGACGCUGCAGCAUGCUAUCUGAACGAGACCGAAGUGGGAAGAGGCUGGAAGAAAUCGGGUGUACCGCGCGAGGAAGUUUUUAUCACCAGCAAGUUGUGGAACACGCACCAUCACCCGGAGAACGUGGAAGAAGCUGUCAACAAGACCCUGAGCGAUCUUCAGACGGACUACCUUGAUUUAUACCUGGUCCACUGGCCAGUCGCAUUCGAACACACCAACGAAACACUCACUCCUCUGGACCCAGUCACCAAGCGAUUCCAUCUCGCAGACGUUCCCGUCUCCGACACAUGGGCAGCUCUUCAGAAACUCGUCAAGGCGGGCAAGAUCCGCAGCAUUGGCGUGAGUAACUUCACUGUUGGCAAGUUGCAGGAGUUGCUGCAGACGGCAGAGAUCCCCCCCGCUGUGAACCAGAUCGAGGCGCAUCCAUAUCUGCAGCAGCCGGCGCUGUUUCAGUUUUUGAAGGAGAAGGACAUCCUACCUGUUGCUUACAGCCCGCUUGGUAACAAUAUCUACAACGCUCCACGCGUUGUCGAUGAUUCAACUGUGAUAAAAAUCGCAAAGAAGCUCGAAAAAGACCCAGCGGCGGUGUUGAUCUCCUGGGCCAUCCAACGGGGAAGCUCUGUCCUGCCAAAGAGCGUCACUCCGUCGCGGAUUGAAAGCAAUUUCCAAGGUAGGCAAUACAAGCUUUCCUUUCAGAUUGAUUUGCGCUUGGAAAGAAUCUUCACUAUUCCCGAUGCCGAAUUCGAGGCCCUCAAUCAACUUGACCGAAACCAACGAUACAACUACCCAUUCCGCUGGGGAAUUGAUAUCUUUGGAGAGCUUGGGGCCGAAGAAGCUGAGCGACGUGCUGAGGAGUUUGCUGCGAAGCAGAGGGAGAGCUCAUGA